CUGGCUGUGAUUCUCGACACGGCCAGACAGGUUCGCUGUUGCACAGUUGAUAAAGAACCUAUAUUGGGUGAGGGGACUAUGUUGUAAAAUCUUCCAAAUAGUUACAUUUGGAUAAUUCCUUUCAUUGUUUUUAAGAAAUACUCGUCAUGGCUGAGGCUGAUAUGGACAACUUUACCUACGGAUUGUCUACACAUCUCAAGGUUGUUGUUUCUUUUCGAAAACCAAGACGUGCUGUUUUGUUCUGAGACUGACUUGCUUUUGCUGCAAGUUCUGACGUUAGCUGAACGGCUAAUCCUAAAAGUCACGUCACUUUUUAGAUUCCUAUUAAAAGUUAACUUCAUCGUGUGGCCACUGUACACGGAUGCGAUUUGAACGCCUAAUUCAAACUCGAUGUUGAAUGCUUUAAUUUCUUUUGGCAACGUUUUCGUACGUGCUGUAUAUUCGUUAAAAACAGUAAGAUAGCAAUCGUGACUACAAAUGACCAAUGACAGAUUUACAUUUAACAUAAUAAGGUAACCCUGCGGAGGUCGACAAUGCAAUAGACCAAGGAAAGUGGCGAUAUUCCCCCGCUGACUUGGCGGCUCUGGGCUCGUUUCAUGUGAGGCCUGCGGGUUCGGGCUUCCACCGAGCUUGGGUAGAGCCCUGCGCCGCGUUUGAGUGACUGGUGUCCGGAAACUGAAGCUGCCAGGUCCCGGGCCAGAAAGCCUCAGAAUGGAACGGAUGGAAGUGGACCAGUGCGCAGGCGCAACUGGGGGAGCAGGAGGCGGGGCCCUCCGUAGAUCGAACAGCGCCCCCAUGAUCACAAGUGUGAGCGACGGCAUGACGGUGUUCGGCCCGGUCAGCUCGGCCCGUUACCGGCGGAGCAGUGUCUCUGUCAACCCCAGCUGUCCUUCCCGGCAAAUUCCCUUGUCUCCGUUCUCAUUGACCAAUGACAGACUAGAACACAAGACACAGGAAGAGAACAUGGAAACGGCACUGAGAGGAAGUCUUCGGCGACUCAGUUCUUCCACUCUGAUCCCGUUGCCUUCGUCCAGCCAGUGGCACCAUCACUCCCCAGGGGGUUUUCACGCUGGGCAAGAUGGCGGUGUCACUCCUAAUUCAUCCCCCAGCCCCACUCGGAGGUUCAGGCCAGUGACGAGCUCCACAGUGACGAGCUCUACAGUUACGAGGCCUAUGCUGACUGCUCUGAAGAGGAAAGGAGGGGUGGAGUCUGACGGCCCUCCAAAGAAGCUUUUUGUUGCUGGGGUAACAGAUCCCGCCCACCACAAUAAUUACACAGUCAGUGUGUCUCAGGCGGUUGUGGGUUCCCCCCCGGGUGGAGGUGUAGUGUUGUGCUCCAGCCCCCAGGACAGCCCCCUAUCCCUCUCCCCACCUCCCUCCUUCAGCUCCCACCACCCCAGACACUAGCCCUCCUACCCCAGACCCCAGCACCACCACCUCCACCACCACCACCACCACCAGCCCCACCCAGCUCCAUCAGCCUAUCAGCACUUCUGCCUCACUGAAGAACAGGAUGAUUACCUCGGACAUCGGACGGUAAUCACAACCACUUUUCAUUCGUUCUUUUUUUGCGUGACUAGGAGCCAAUCAGACACCUUCAAUUGUGAUCAAUGUCCCGCCCAUCGACUGCUGUACCAUUGGAGUUGACCAGACGUUGUGGUGCUUUGUUUUUGCUCUGUGAUCACGUGACAUGUGAUCACACGCCCACGUUGGACCCUGCGUCUGCUGGACAGAGCCUACUCUUGGACCGCGAGCAAAAAAACUAAACGUUGAGGUCAUCUGGCGGGAGUGUUGAUCAUGGACUUGACAUGGUCUUCUUUAGUUUGAUAGAGGAAGUACACGCAGGGAGAAGGAAAGGAUGCUGCUAGGAGUGCUAUCGGUCCAGCUGCUCAGACAUCUCCGCUGUGGUCUGUUUCCCAUUGAGUGGGGAGUCGACAUAGGGGACCUUGCAUUGUUGUGCUGUUGGGAUACAUGAAGGGCUCACACCUAGAUAGCCAGGGGGUGUAGUUUAAAUUGGAUUUGACCGCUCAAACUAGACCGAACUUCUGUAUUCUUAACUUUCCAUAUUUGGAAUGUUUUGAUGGCGAAACGCAUUUAACUCCGAAACGCGUUCUGUUUGAGUUCUUGAGUUCUAAUCAAGAUGUUGGGAGCCGUGCGGGGCAGAUAAAACCUUUCAAGUUAGACUAGGGUGGAUGAUUAUUAAGAACAGUAAACGAAAACCAAAUCAGAGAAAACCCGGUUCCGUUCUGUACUGUCUCCACGCUAUAUCAUCAACGUUCUUCUGCCAGAGCCAUGUUCAAGGCACGUCACUCUACUCCUGUGUACGUGUUGCUUAGUGACGUAAAUUCUAGUUUCUCCAGUAUAUACGUUUCUUCCAGAAGUGUCUUCAAGUCGCAUCUACGCCUCAGUUCUCAGUACCUAGGUCAGAGCCGAGAUUCGGUUUAAUGACCGUUGAAAAGACGCACCAUUAAACGUCGGUUAUGAAGGGCUUUAGCUGAACUAUCUGAGGGGGUUUUGGGUGGAAGGAAGCACCCAUGUAGUGGAGCCCUUUGGCUCUGUGUUUCUAUGUUGAUAUUGUAUCUAUAUGUGAAUACUGUACACAUGAACCGGAUUCGCUACGACUAGCAUUCCUGCCUUUUUCUUUAGCCAGGGGUAUUCUUUUGUUUUAUUUUGUAUAGUGAAUCCCCCAAACAAAUCUCUUUACGUGUUUCCUUUUUACAGUAGUUUGUAUGAAGUAUCCAAAACUACACGUCAUAAGCACGCGAGAUGUCAAAAAGAGGUCUUACAAGCGGGCUUUGAGAAUGCAUGCAUUCCUCAGUAUCACAUCAUCGUUCAUUUGUAUUUUUAUGUGUUUUAAUGUGGUCUUGGUUUUCAGAACGAAGCCCUCAUUUUUUCAUAACAAUGGAAAUAGAAGAUUUCCUGAGCUUAUUCCAUCUAAUUCCUUUUGGUGUCGAAAGGCCUGAAGUCAGAUGUAGUCGCUUUAUGCACCGGGAAUAAUGCAAGAUAUUUAAAGCUAAACAACAAACCAAAAUAAGUAUCAUAAGUAUUGAUAUGAGUGAAUGACAACAUACAUUUGAUAUGUUGUCACGUGCUCGUAAAAAUGUGACGUUGAAAAAAAAAAAAUCUGAUUUAUGUGACUUUCCACUUUUUAAAUAUGUAACUAUUUAAAAAAAUAAGAAUUUAAAAGGAACAGAUUUUAGUCACUUUUACCAGUUUGCACAUUAUUAGAUACAGCAUCGUUUUUUUUCCAUCUUUAUGAGCAAUGUUCCAUAAAGUGUGCAGCACAAAAUUGUACGCAAUAUUUGCUUAGUGUUAUUAUUUUUUUUUUAUUAUUUUCCUGAAAAGUAAUUUGUAAACUCAAAAGUGUAUCUGUUAUGGAUCAAAGACAUUGUUGUUGGUUGGAUGGAAUAUUAUCUGUUGUUUUGCUUUCUUGUUGUCCAGCUGUGUUUUGGGAUUUCAAAAAAAAUAUUUUUUUCAGGACAAUCACUAGGAAUUCCUGAGUUAGAGGAAUUAGCAUUUUCCCAAGCCAAUUUUCUUAGAAGGAUCCUAUGUCUAAGUGUUGUGAAUUGCUAUCUCGAGAAGUACCGUUUGUAAAGUAAACUGUGUAAUGCUUGCUGUGGAUGGAAGUUCAACAUUUCUUUAUUAACUAUCAUAUUGUAUAUUUUUUCAGUCAAUAAAGUUCUAGCCCAUCAGGAUA
This is a messenger RNA of Gadus morhua (Atlantic cod), 3697 nucleotides long. RefSeq names its product protein FAM122A. Gene Ontology annotation, molecular function: protein serine/threonine phosphatase inhibitor activity. The record is from RefSeq and is a predicted model, not a curated record. Lineage: Eukaryota; Metazoa; Chordata; Actinopteri; Gadiformes; Gadidae. Bases 712 to 1407 code for a protein of 231 amino acids. The transcript has 9 exons.